Molecule: messenger RNA, 5988 nt
Organism: Neodiprion fabricii
Lineage: Eukaryota; Metazoa; Arthropoda; Insecta; Hymenoptera; Diprionidae
Gene: mib1
Product: E3 ubiquitin-protein ligase MIB1
Exons: 15
Coding region: 113-3121 (1002 amino acids)
Biological process (GO): protein ubiquitination
Cellular component (GO): cytoplasm
Molecular function (GO): protein binding; zinc ion binding; ubiquitin-protein transferase activity
Source: RefSeq, a predicted model, not a curated record
GUUGUGUCGUUGUUUUGACAUUAGUCCAAGAUGGCGGUACAAUCCCUCGAAGAUUCGUGAAAAAUAACUAUUGCAUUUAGAAAACUAUCGUUAAUCAAUUUGUCAAUGAAAAAUGGAGGCUGGUGCGAGUACCGGGACUCGCACAACGCGAUUUAUGAUGGAAGGAGUUGGUGCCAGAGUCAUUCGUGGUCCGGAAUGGAAAUGGGGGAAACAGGAUGGCGGCGAAGGCCACGUUGGAACUGUUCGUAAUUUCGAAUCCCCGGAGGAAGUUGUUGUCGUUUGGGAUAACGGAACUGCAGCAAAUUAUCGAUGCUCAGGAGCAUUUGAUCUGCGUAUACUAGAUUCAGCUCCAACAGGCGUCAAGCAUGAUGGCACUAUGUGUGACACCUGUCGCCAACAGCCUAUUUUUGGCAUCAGAUGGAAAUGUGCAGAGUGCGGUAACUACGAUUUAUGCUCCAUUUGCUAUCACGGAGACAAACAUCACCUGAGACACAGGUUUUAUCGAAUUGCUACCCCAGGCAGUGAGAGAGUCUUGUUGGAGCCAAGACGGAAGAGUAAAAAGAUUGCAAUCCGUGGAAUUUUCCCUGGUGCCAGAGUUGUAAGAGGUGUUGACUGGCAAUGGGAGGAUCAGGAUGGUGGUAAUGGUCGUAGAGGCAAAGUUGCUGAGAUGCAAGAUUGGUCUGCCGCUAGUCCUAGAUCGGCUGCCUAUGUUGUUUGGGAUAAUGGAGCGAAAAAUCUUUACCGUGUUGGAUUUGAGGGAAUGGCUGAUCUGAAAGUGGUGAAUGAUGCGAAAGGACAAACUGUGUACAGGGAUCAUCUACCGCUUUUGGGUGAACAGGCUCCCGGUCGCACAGGUCCACAUGGUCUUCAAAUUGGAGAUCAAGUGAACGUUGACUUGGAGUUGGAAAUAGUGCAAUCUCUGCAGCAUGGUCAUGGCGGUUGGACAGAUGGAAUGUUUGAAUGUUUAGGGACGACUGGAACUGUUGUGGGAAUAGAUGAAGAUCACGACAUAGUCGUAUCAUACCCAAGUGGAAAUCGAUGGACAUUCAAUCCUGCAGUUUUAACCAAAGUACAGAUUUCUGCGUCUGCUACUAGCUCAAGUACUGAUAAUCAGACCUUUGCAGUCGGAGAUUUAGUGCAGAUUUCUAAUGAUUUGGAAAAAAUCAAACUCCUCCAAAGUGGACAUGGCGAAUGGGCCGAAGCUAUGGUUCCGACACUUGGAAAAGUUGGACGGGUACAGCAAAUAUAUCACGAUGGAGACCUUAAAGUUGAUGUAUGCAGUACUUCUUGGACGUACAACCCUCAAGCAGUUACGAAAGUAGCCAGCAGCGAUGGUUGCGUACCUGGAAAUACCAGCGGAGAACGUUUAUCCGCACUUCUUAAAAAAUUGUUUGAAUCUCAUGUCUCUGGUGACGUUAAUGAAGAAUUGGUAAAAACCGCUGCUAAUGGGGAUGCUGCCAAAUGCGAAGAAAGUUUGAAGCGACCUGAAGCAGACGUGAAUGGGGUCUUUGCUGGUCACACUGCACUUCAAGCUGCUAGCCAGAAUGGUCACCUAGAAGUCAUCAAAAUUCUUCUACGUUACAAAGCAGACGUAGAAAUUGAGGAUAAAGAUGGAGACAGGGCAGUUCAUCACGCAGCUUUUGGCGAUGAGCCUGGCGUAAUGGCAUUGCUGGCCGGAGCAGGAGCGGAUCUUAAUGCUCGCAAUAAACGGCGUCAAACUGCACUUCAUAUAGCGGUAAAUAAGGGCCAUGCCGGUGUCGUACGAACGUUGCUGGAGCUCGGCUGUCAUCCAAGCCUCCAGGACUCUGAAGGAGACACGCCACUUCACGACGCCAUCUCCAAGAAGCGGGACGACAUGCUGGCUCUGUUGCUGGAUCAUGCGGCUGACAUAACACUCACAAACAACAAUGGAUUCAACGCGCUACAUCACGCUGCUCUACGUGGAAAUCCAAGUGCGAUGCGUGUUCUCCUUUCGAAACUUCCGAGGCCGUGGAUAGUGGAUGAAAAGAAGGACGAUGGGUACACGGCCCUGCACCUAGCCGCCCUUAACAACCACGUAGAAGUUGCCGAGCAAUUAGCGCAAGCCGGCAAAGCCGACUUAGACUUGCAGAACGUAAAUCUGCAGACCGCUUUACACCUAGCCGUCGAAAGGCAGCACACACAGAUAGUGAGGCUCCUGGUCCGCGAAGGUGCGAAUUUAAACGUGGCUGACAAAGACGGAGAUACACCGCUGCACGAAGCUCUGAGACAUCACACGUUGUCCCAGUUACGACAACUCCAGGAUGUUCAGGACGUCGGUAGACUUCUUAUGGGUCUUGGGGCCCAGGGCCAGGAUAAAAAGAGCAGUGCGUCUAUCGCCUGCUUCCUGGCUGCUCACGGGGCCGAUCUUACCCUGAAAAAUAAGAAAGGACAAACUCCUCUCGACCUCUGCCCUGAUCCAAACCUCUGCAAAACUUUGACCAAAUGCCACAAGGACAAAGAAUCGCACGACAUCGAAGCUCCUGUACCGUCAGCAGCAAUCGACGAAUGUCUGGUAUGUUCGGAUGGAAAGAGAGAGACUCUAUUUAACCCCUGUGGACACGUAGCUUGCUGCAACGUCUGUGCACCUAGAGUAAAGAAGUGUCUGAUCUGCCGAGAAAAUGUUUUAUCUAGAAUUAAGAUUGAAGAAUGCGUCGUUUGCUCUGACCGUAAAGCAGGAGUACUAUUUCGACCCUGCAGUCACAUGUGUGCUUGCGAAAGUUGUGCCUCGUUGAUGAAAAAGUGCGUCCAAUGCCGCGCUCAAAUUCAACACAUGGUACCGCUCUCCAUAUGCUGCGGAGGAGGAGGUACCAUAUCCGAAGUGAAAGCGGAUCCCGAAGAAGAGCCAGCGCCUCUAAUUCCUAAUGAAGGAGAAGCUACGCUGAUGAAUAACGGAAGCCGUGAUACGUCGCACAGUGACAUACAAAAACUCCAGCAACAGCUGCAAGACAUUAAGGAACAGACAAUGUGCCCAGUUUGCUUAGAUCGUCUGAAAAAUAUGAUCUUCCUUUGCGGACAUGGCACAUGCCAGAUGUGCGGUGAUCGAAUGUCCGAAUGCCCGAUCUGUCGAAAAGCCGUCGAUAAACGCAUUUUGCUUUAUUAGAGAAGGUAAAAUUAGUUUUAUCAGUUCAAUUAUAAUAACAUUAUACAUAAAAUAGUCUGAUAUGCUGUCGGGGUCACUAUACCGAAGUACGCUUAAUAUUUACACUAAAGCAUCUAAUAAAUGUCGGCAUUGUGAUGAACAUUGCUGCCUGUGAUCUGUGAUGCAAUAUUGCAGUUGAUGGAAAAUGUGUUAGGAUUCUUUUACAUGAUGGUUUUUGGUAACAAAAAAUUGCGAUCCUGCUGUUCAAUAUACAAUUUCUUUCUUUAUUUAUAUCAUUAUCACAAUAUCGUUCAUAAGCAUACUCGAUUCAUAUACAGCAGCACAGAAAUCAAUUUCAACAACAGCUUAUACAGAAAAACCUUUCACGUUGCCAAGACUAAUUUGUGAGAAUCCUGUUUUAGAAUCUGUUAGUAUUUUAGAAUUGUAAAUAUAGCUCUGACAAUUUUUUAUCUUGAUCGUGAUUCCGUCGACAAAGAUUUGACAAUCUUGAACCUAAAUUUAUAUUAAUUUCUUCUUCCAGCUGGUUGGCCUAUUUAAAUUUAGUUAACGGAUAAACUAAUGAUUAUUGUUAUAUAAGUAUCAAUUGUACAGUAUUUGUUACUGCAUUUUUCCGUGCAUUUAUAAUUGGUAAAUAUUUACUGUCUGUUCUUCCGAUUAAAUCGAACCAUCGUAAUAUUCCGUGGAAAAAAUUAUUUGUAAUUAUUAAAUCUAGAAAGCCGAUAUAAGAUAAUAACUUCAAAAUAAUCCUCCAGUAAUAAUCGUUUUAAUAAAAAUACUCGCAUCAAAUUGUCUUAGAAAAUCCGAUGCAAAAAAUUUUGCAAUUGAUUUUAUUAUUCAUCUCUCGUGGUGAUGGUGGUGGUGAAAAUUCUAAUCGUGUUCGGCAACGAAUCUGCGUAGUGUGUACGUUUGAAUCCGCCUUAAUUAGAUACGCAAUACUACAAUUAGAAUAAGAACUAAACCAGAUUGUUCUUCAGAGGUUGAAUAACAGCACACCUUUGCUGCACUUUAGACAGAUUUGGUAAAGUUCGUCUAUUGGUUUAAAUAUUUUAUUUUAGAGCAACUUCUGAAGUUCAACGUAAACGAUAAUUUAUCACGCUGCAGUCACUAUAGUACUUAAGUACUCAUGAAUAGUAGAUACGUACCUACACGAUAUCUAAUAAUAUAGUAAAUAUAAUUUACAAGCUAAUGAUAUUAAUUAUUAGUCGCGUAUUAUAAGAAGCAUUUAUUGCGAUGGAUUGCGGACUUAAAGAUUUCCAUACAUUUUCAGACAAUGUUAUGAGUUCGCGAAUGUGGAAUCUCAUUGUUGAGGGAAUUGGGAUGGUGUUGAAAACGAUGCACUUACAUAGUGUUGAGUAAAUUUCUACCGUUACUAAUACACGCGUUAAAUUUUAAAAAUAAUUUCUUACCAGUUUGACUGGUGGUGGCAAUUCAAGCCAUUCGAUAACACAAAACUCUUCCAUUAAUGGGAUUUUGAUAAGGUAGAGGGAUUUUUAGGUAGCUGCACUUCGUAUUCCAGCAUAAUACCGCUAUAUCCUUGCUAUGAUGCCUAUACAUACCUACAUGUAAUUGUCGCGUGUAAUAAACACCUUGAUUGUAAUGUUACAUAUAUAUAUAUAUAUAAAUAUAGUAAAUAAAUCUAACACGCAUCUCACGGGUGAACAGAUGUUACGGUACAAUGGGUUAAAUAAGAAUGCCGAAUGUUCUCUUAAGUAGCAAUAAUUACGAAAUUUAAAUCUGCCCUUAAUUUUUUAUCCUUCUAAGUUCCCACAAGACUUCUUCGAGACUUCACCAACUCUAAUUAAAAAUUUGAACUGAUUUAUUUAUUUGGUGAAAUAAAACACAAGGUCUGUAUGAAAAAUUAUUUAUUUUUAUCAAUUAUGUAGAUGAUAUUACACUGUUCAUUAGGACGAGUAUAAAGCCGUGUAUGUAUAUAAUCAAAAAACAAAUGUUUACAGUUUUAGAUGAGUUUUGACUGCAGACGGAGGAUACAAUAAGUGCAUAAUGGUUUGUGGUAGAGAAAUAGCGUUACCUUUUUUUCACGUGAAAGCAAUAAUCACCUAACUGCUAUGAACAAAAACUAAAAUCUCAUUAAAAUAUACAACUCUUACAAAAAUUUUUUUUUACACACUCGUGCAAACUCAUAUACUCCUUUCAUCAAUUGACGUCAUCAAAGUUAGACCGAUCGCUAGUUUGAGUAAUGUGGCGAAAAAACAACUCUUAAAAGUGACUUCAACGUUACCGUAUCUGAAUGAAUAUAAUUUUUUUCAUGUGAACAAAAGAAAGAGAAAUAGUCAAAGAAAAGUGUGAAUUUUUGUAUAACGGAAUAAAGAUUGCUGCCAAUGGUUCACUAAAUAACUUACUAUAUGUAUGCAUGACGAGACGCAAGGGCAUGUGCGUAAGCUUAAUUGAAGUUUAUUUAUUACGUUAUAUAAAUAUUUCAUUACAUUAAUCCUCGAGCGAUUCCUAUUCUUCAUAUUAUGAAGUAUUUAAUUUUUUCAACAGACAACAAUUAUGGCUGUUGUCUAACUGCUGUGGCGCAUUAUAUAUAUUUUAUCUUAUUUUUCGUUUCAUGUCUUUUUGAGUAAUUUUAGUCUCGAAGGAAAAAAAAUAUAAUUGCCUUUGCGGCCCAUUCUCCACCCGAUUAUUAGUAAUUAGUAUAAUUUCAAUUACUGAGUUUAUAGUACGGUGAAAUGCUUUCGUACUACCAGGCAGAACUCCCAUAAUGUGAUAUUGCACGUUCGUUAUUAUGAAAAAUUGCUCCCUUCGUACCAUUUUCACAUUACAACCACGUUAGUCAUUAGGUUCCAAAAUUAUCCACAAAACGAGUCAUUAAAUCAUCUAAAUAAUCAAGAGUAUGUAAAUAUGCA